AUGCGACAUUCCAUUCUUCCACUCGUUCUCUCUUCUUUUCUCACAGCGAGGGCUGUUGGUCAUAUCCUUGACGACUUUGAGGAUCCACCUCUGGAAUACAGGCCAAAAUUCCGAUACUGGCUUCCUGAUGCUGAGGUUGACAUCGAUUCUGUCAAGAAAGAUGUUGGCCAAAUCGCUGCGGUCGGCAGUGGCGGUUUGGAGUUCCUUCCAUAUUACCAAUUCGGUGCCCCAUCGACCAACUGGUCAGAGUAUGGAUUUGGAUCCGAAGCUUCUCGUACCGUCAUGAGAGCCGCCAUGAGCGCCGCCGAUGAGCUGGGAAUCUUCUUCGAUUUUGCCGUUGGUGCAAACCAAGGACAGGGUGUCCCGGCCGAGGCUGGCAGUGUGGGCUUGGCCUUGGAACUGGCAUAUGUCAACAUUACUAUCAAUCAUGGACAACACUUCAACGGGACGUUGCCGCUUUCAACGCAGCCGAGCGACGCGAAUUUGGAGUACUUCAUGCAUCCCCUACAGGAGUUUGGUCAACAGAACUUGACAACAGUCAUAGCAGUAGAAGUCGUAACGAACUCUACUUCAAGUCCUCACGUGGUCGAUGUUGGUCGUAUCAUUGACCUGUCAGAGGAAGUAGACUUGACAUCGAGGCAUCUAGACUGGCAACCCCCGAAGGACUCUUUGUCACAGUGGCGGAUCAUGGCAUGGUAUCAGAGAUACACGAACCAAAGAUCCAUUAAUGGAGGACCAGACGCUGUCAACUUCGUCCAAAAUGGAUCGUGGAUCAUUGAUUGGUUCAGCCCCGCAGGCGCUGAGCGUCUGACGAAGUUUUUCGACGAAUACCUCGUCCCGGAGCAACAAGACCAGGAGCUGUUGUCUAAGGUUGGACAGAAUGCAUGGCAAGACAGUAUGGAAAUGAACUCUGCACUUUGGUGGACACACGGAUUCUUCGAACAAUUUCGCACCGACCGAGGAUACAACAUCCGCAAAUGCCUGCCUCUUCUCAUCCGGACCGACACUUUCUGGGCGUCUCAAACUAUUCCCUACGGAGAGACCUUUGAAUCGCAAAACAGCACUUAUGGUGAUCGCUGCAACGACGAUUACCGGAUUGUUUUGCAGAAAGGGUAUAAGAAGUACAUGGGAUACAUGAGUGAAUGGGCCCACUCCAAAGUACCCGUAUGCCAUAUUAAUACUCUGAUACUUACUGUUACGCUGCUUGAUUCUGUCGGUCUGAUCGACACACCUGAGGGAGAGUCUUUGGGUUUCAACGAUGACCCCGAUCUCUUCCGCUACAUGGCAGGCCCCGCACAUAUGGCCGGGAACUCUAUCAUAUCUUCAGAAUGUGGUGCCAAGAAGACGGCUGGUUAUACUCAAAGCAUACAAGACCUGCUCUGGCAUGUGCGACGUGGCAUGGCGACUGGCAUCACCAUGAAUGUCUUCCAUGGAUAUGCGUACUCAGGACCCGCUUUCAACACAACAUGGCCUGGUUACACGGUCUUUGCCUACACAAUCACCGAUAUGUGGGGGCCGUGUAUGCCGGCCUGGACGCACAUGAACGACACCAUCGCGUACGUCUCCAGGAACCAACUCCUUGGUCAAACAGGCACACCUCAAGUCGACAUCGCUUUCUACAUGCAUGAGGCGUCCUUUUCAGGAACUGCUUAUCAAAGCAACAACCUGGAGCAUCUCGGUUUCACAUACGACUUCCUUGGCCCUCGAAGCAUUAGCGACAGCAAUGCGACAAUCGACAGCAGCUCGCUUACUCUCGGAGGGCCUUCUUACAAAGCACUAGUUUUCGCCAACCAGACGAAGUUGACGGUCGAGGUGGCAGAGCAAAUGAAGCUUUUUGCAGAAGCCGGAUUCCCAGUCUUUGUGAUUGGCCGAACAGAUUUCCACAGCGCGGGCAUGAAAGGCAACGAGUCAGCCGUCGUGUCGCGUAUUAUGGAGAAUGUUCUGGCAACACACAAGAACGUAAUAGUUUUGUCUUCUGCCAAACAACUCCCGAAUGCCCUGGUCGCCAAGAAGAUACGCCCAAGGACCUUGAUUCGUCAUCCGAGCGAGAAGUCGAGGUGGUACUCGUUCAGGAGGAACACGCCUAAUAACGAGAUCGUCUUUCUCUACAACGACGGGGUUAACACAGAGACUAUUGAUGUUAAGUUUGAGGGUGUGGCUGAAGCAGUACCUUACGUCCUCAACGCGUGGACCGGUGCUGCCACUCCAUUGGUGCAGUACACUACCAAAGCCGACAGAAUCAUAGCUGCGAUUACACUCGACGCCAACCAGACAAUGUCUAUCGCUUUUACCAGGAAGACCGAGGGUACCACGAACGUAUCGGGUCUACCGCAGCCACCACGUCAUGUGGUACGUUCAGCAUUGGGCCAUGUCGAGGGCUUUUUACAUUCGGAUUGCGGUGGCAAUUGCAGCGAGAUCCAUGCCUAUCUCUCUCGCGGUCACUCCAAGAUAACCCUCUCGAACGCCCGGACCUACAAAUUCGACGCCGCCCCUCCUGUCGCAACACCAUUAAAGUUUUGGAACAUUACUAUCCAUGAUUGGCAAAGCGACGAUGACCAGUACAGCAUCAAGACCAAGAUCACGCGCCACGAGUUUCCUGAGAGUCCGUUGCUUCCAUGGAAGGACCUGAACGCUACUCUCCUCGAAGACGUGAGUGGUACAGCAGACUACAUCACCGAAUUUGCCACCCCAACGAUGGAAACCAACCAGGCAUUGGGAGCUCGCUUACACCUCGGUGCUAUCAAGGAUUCCGUACGUCUUUGGGUGAACGGAGCCAGGGUGUUUGUAGACCCGACGAGUGCUGCGGAUAUUGUUGUUGACAUCACAAACUACCUCAGCCCGUCAGGCAUGCCAAACGUGGUUUUUGCGGAGGUAGCGUCGAACCUUUACAACCGGGUUCGGGCCGACAGUAAAUCUAUUGAGUCUCUCGGCAUUAGCGCAUCCUUCACCGCUGGAACCUAUUAUCAAGCGAACCCUCCUUAG
Messenger RNA from Alternaria atra, 2982 nucleotides. RefSeq lists its product as uncharacterized. The transcript has 4 exons. Lineage: Eukaryota; Fungi; Ascomycota; Dothideomycetes; Pleosporales; Pleosporaceae. Bases 1 to 2982 code for a protein of 993 amino acids. The record is from RefSeq and is a predicted model, not a curated record.